GUGUGUGCGUGUGAGAGAGAGCGAGUCCUAAUUUUGUGAGCUGAGCAGGCCGGGUGUGUGCGGGGGAGAGUCUUGGGAGACCAUGGCAACAACAAAGCUACUACUUCUCUCAGUGUUCAUCUCUGCCUUCGUAUUGAAGACAUCAGCCCAUUAUAUUGAAGUGUGUGAGAAUCACAUUCGCUACCUGGACUGUGGCUGUGACGUGAUCCACGUGCGGCGUGCGAACUACGGGCGCAUCGACAGGAGUGUGUGUGUAUCAGGUCGAGAUUCCAGUCAACUGAGGAACACAAACUGCACUUCCUCCUCCACACUUGCACGUGUACGGAACAGGUGUGAGGGGAAGUCUGCAUGUUCUCUGCAGGCCUCUACUGAUGUCUUCCACGACUCGUGUCCCGGCACACACAAAUACCUGGAGGUGUCCUACACAUGCACAGAACCAAAGUCCAGACAGGUAUGUGAUGGGCACAAAGGAAACCUGGACUGCGGUUUGGGGGAGAUCCGUGUCUUCAGUGCUUUUUACGGCCGUAGAGAUCGUGCCACCUGCACGCUAGGACGGCCCCUUGGUCAGAUCAUCAACACACACUGCUGCGCCCCCACAGCUUCUGUUUUGGCCCAUGCCAGGCACAGGUAA
Molecule: messenger RNA, 631 nt
Organism: Engraulis encrasicolus (European anchovy)
Lineage: Eukaryota; Metazoa; Chordata; Actinopteri; Clupeiformes; Engraulidae
Product: L-rhamnose-binding lectin CSL1-like
Exons: 7
Coding region: 83-631 (182 amino acids)
Molecular function (GO): carbohydrate binding
Source: RefSeq, a predicted model, not a curated record